Sphaerodactylus townsendi is the source of this 3212-nucleotide messenger RNA. It is a transcript of the gene TBC1D17, whose product is annotated as TBC1 domain family member 17. NCBI's taxonomy places the organism in Eukaryota, Metazoa, Chordata, Lepidosauria, Squamata, Sphaerodactylidae. The coding region runs from base 31 to 1992 and encodes 653 amino acids. Gene Ontology annotation, molecular function: GTPase activator activity. The record is from RefSeq and is a predicted model, not a curated record. The transcript is spliced from 17 exons. Gene Ontology annotation, biological process: activation of GTPase activity.
UUGUUUUUCAGGAAGUCGCUGUCAGGAAGAAUGGAGUUAGGGGCCUGCAGGGUCGCUUUUGAAAAGGAUGGUGUCUAUCUACAUACCAGUGCAAAGCGUCACCCCGAUCAGGACUCUAUCAUACCAGGGGUUAUCCGCAUAAUUGAGAAGGGUUCUGACCCUUUGCUGCAGUGGACGCCUGUAGAGGAGUCUUCAGACGCUGCUCAGAUAACGUUCACCAAGAAGGACACGGUGGGCUGCCAAGCUGAUGAAGAAAUCUUUGACCCGGGAUAUGAGCCGGACUGGGCUGUCAUCAGUACAGUGGGGACUCAAUCUCGGGUCCAGGAGGAAACAAAUGCUGCCGGGCCAAAGUCGCCAAUCCCACGGGGCCAGUGGGCUUUCUCUCUCCCCUUGUCCGAGCUGAAAUCCAUCCGUAAAAGCAAGCCAGGUCUGGGCUGGUCAUACCUCAUCUUCAUCACCAAAGAUGGGAUCUCCAUUCAGGCCCUGCACUUCCACCGUGGGGGCACCAAAGCACUCCUCAAAGCUCUUUGCAAAUAUGUCAUCUUAGCCACCUCCCCUAAAGAUUCCCGGCUCUAUUUGGUUUAUACGCACGACUCCUAUGCCCUCUCCCACUCUUUCGAUGAACUUCAGCUCUUUGACGACAGUUCUUCCAACCUCGUUUCGCGAUUCUUGCAGGAUCCUUACGCUGCCACCUUUGGAGGCUUUUCCAAAGUCACCAAUUUCUUCCGCGGGGCUCUGCACCAUGAGGACGGGACCCCCCAGCACGCCCUUGGUGACCCUGGCGCCAGCAAUGUCGAGGAGGAGACGGGCUUUGAAAUGAUCACCUGUCAGGCACGGUUGGGGGAACGGCCGUGCAUCCAGCGGGAAACCCCGGUCACGGAGCAGGAGUGGGAACAGCAUCUGGAUCCUGACGGGCGUGUGGUGGACCCCAGCGGGCUCCGCAGGAGGAUCUUUUCUGGGGGACUCCACAUGUCGUUGCGCAAAGAGGCCUGGAAAUAUCUGCUGGGCUAUUACUCCUGGGAGAACAGCAGCGAGGAGAAUAAAGCGCAAGUGAGGCGGAAAACGGAUGAGUAUUUCCGCAUGAAGCUACAGUGGAAGUCGGUCAGUGAGGAACAGGAACGACGGAACUCCUUACUGCGUGGCUACCGCAGUCUGAUUGACAGGGACGUGAGCCGCACGGAUCGGAACAACAAGUUCUACGAAGGCAGCGACAACCCGGGCCUCGUGCUCCUGAAUGACGUGCUGAUGACCUAUUGCAUGUACAACUUUGACCUUGGAUACGUUCAAGGCAUGAGCGACCUCCUCUCUCCCAUCCUGUACAUUACCCAAAACGAAGUGGACGCCUUCUGGUGCUUCUGUGGAUUCAUGGAGUUAGUGCACUGCAACUUUGAGGAAAGCCAAGAGUCCAUGAAGCGCCAGCUAGCCCAGCUCACCCUUCUCCUCCGGGUUCUCGACCCCCCACUCUGUGACUUCCUGGACUCCAAGGAGUCCGGCACCUUGUGCUUCUGCUUCCGAUGGAUCCUGAUCUGGUUCAAGAGAGAAUUUGCCUUCUCCGAAAUUCUUCAGCUGUGGGAGGCACUGUGGACAGGGCUACCUUGCCCCAGCUUCCACCUCCUGGUGGCCUGCGGGAUUCUGGAUGCGGAGAGACAGGCGCUCAUGAACUCCGGCUUUGGCUUCAACGAGAUCCUCAAGCACAUCAACGAGCUCACCAUGAAGAUGAGCGUAGAAGACAUCUUGUGCCGGGCCGAGGCGAUCUACCGACAGCUGGCCGCGUCUCCGGACCUGCCCCGCAACGUCCAGGAACUGCUGGGCCUCUCCGAGGGCAAAUCUCCUUCCCCCAGCACUGACACGGCGAGCUCUCCGCAGCCUCUGUCGCCCAGCCAGGCCCAGGAGAUGGAGCUGACGGACAGUGUUUCCCCGAGCCAGCCGGACAGCAGCAUCGAAAUCCUGCCGGCCGAGGAGGCGACCACCUCUCAGUCUCUCUCUCCUUGAAGGCAGACGUUGUGCCGCCUCCGCCGCCGCCAUCCUCCUUAACACGAGCACUUUAACCAGAGCAGGGUGAGGGCUGAGAUUGGGAUCAUGGCGGGAGAGCGGAUAUUCAUGGCACGGAAUUCUCCCCGGCAGGUCACUUGGCGGUAGGAACGUCAGCUCUCCCAAGGCACUCUGGGCCACGGGAGCCGACGCGUCCUCCUAGAGUUUCCUGACAGAGGGUGGUGGAUCUCAAAAGAGGCCAGGGCUUGGAGAAUGUUGUGCGCCUUUCCCAUAAUGCACAGGGAAUCGUGGCCUCCAAAGGCGUUGAGGCUCAGCGGAGAGUUCAUGUUCCUGGAGACAGAAGAGAGGAAGUUAAUGCCGUCAGGUUCUUCUCAGACUUCCACGGGAGACUUGCUCAAAUCCUCUUGUUCUCUUCGCCUUUAUUCCCCACGCUACUUGUGUGUGAAGCAGAAUUCCUCCUGAUCUCCUAGGACAGGGGUCUUCAAACUAUGCCCCUCCAGAUGUUCCCGGACUACAGUUCCCAUCAGCACUGCAACCUGGCCAUGCUGGCAGGGGCUGAUGGGAAUUGUAGUCCACGAGCACCUGGGAGGGCCAUAGUUUGAAGACCCCUGUCCUAGGAGAAAGGUAUUUAAACUUCAGUUGGCACACAUAGUGAAGUCUUGAUCUUCUGUCGCCGUCUCUCCUCUGUUUCGUGUUCUUCCACGUUCAGCUUCCGAUCGCUAGUCUGACGGCAACGUGUUCUCUCUCGCUCUCUUAUUAACUUCACGUUGCUCAUGAAGUUUCCUGCAAUCACCUACCCAAGCUGUGGAACCCACGAUCUUGGGUUAAAGGAAAAGAACCACUAGUAGGUCGAAGUGACAGAACUGGAAAUGGGGCCUCAUUUUAACAGGAGACUGGUUGGCUGAAAGAGAAGAGAUCCCCCGACCGGGAGAAAGAAAGGAUGCUAGGGAAUCACAGUGGCAGAAAACCUCAGUGCUUCAGUUUCUGCGGGCGUUGCUCGCCAGGCCGCCCGCUCUCUCCCAGAGGAACGUUUUAGUCGGUGGUUUCGACCCGGGGUGGGGUUUCGAACUGACGUGUGGCCUCGUUCUCAUGUGCCGACACCGUGUGCCUGCCCGUGUGCUCUUCUUGCCCUGGCCUGCUCUGUUGACCGGCAUCCUUCUCAGCCCUCACCUUUGGUUUCUUUGUUUCCUUUGUAAUCGUGCAUUAAAAAUGUAGCGUCA